Messenger RNA from Salpingoeca rosetta, 1886 nucleotides. Its product is annotated as proteasome 26S subunit. The record is from RefSeq and is a predicted model, not a curated record. Gene Ontology annotation, biological process: proteasome-mediated ubiquitin-dependent protein catabolic process. Lineage: Eukaryota; Choanoflagellata; Craspedida; Salpingoecidae. Gene Ontology annotation, molecular function: ATP hydrolysis activity; proteasome-activating activity; ATP binding. Gene Ontology annotation, cellular component: proteasome regulatory particle, base subcomplex. The transcript has 13 exons. Bases 191 to 1465 code for a protein of 424 amino acids.
UCUUCCUCUUCUUGCUUCUUUGCUUCUGAUGUUCAUUUGGGAACAACGACAACUGCAGAGGGAGCAGAGAACAGACGACACAGGCACAGAGCGAGCGAGAAGGGAGUGAACAGAAGUUGUACGUCAACAGCACGCCAGAGCACUCGGAUACACACAUAAAGCACACACACACACACACGCACACACCGCGAUGGCCACGCUGGAGGAGGCCAUGGGUGCCCAGGGAGGCGACCUGGACCCGGAAGUUUACACAUGGACCACAGAGGAGAUUGAUAUGCGCGCGUCAUUCCUCGCCGACGAAACCAGGCUUGUGCACCAUGAGAUUGCCCGCAUGGAGCACGAGAACCUGAACAUGAUUGAGAAGAUCAAGGAGAACGAGGAGAAGGUCAAGCAGCACAAGCAGCUGCCGUAUCUUGUGUCGAACAUUGUCGAGCUCCUGGACCUCGAAGAGGACAAGGAGCAGGACGGGCAGUCGAUGGAUUCGGAUGCGCAGAAGAAGGGCAAGUGCGCCGUCAUCAAGACCUCCACUCGCCAGACGAUCUUCCUGCCGAAUGUCGGGCUCAUCUCCAAGGAAGGGCUCAAGCCCGGCGACCUCAUUGGGGUGAACAAAGACUCGUACCUGAUCCUCGACCGCCUGCCGCCAGAGUACGACUCGCGGGUGAAGGCGAUGGAGGUGGACGAGCGGCCCACGGAGAGCUACACGGACAUUGGUGGCCUCGACAAGCAGAUCAGAGAGUUGAUUGAGGCGGUUGUGCUGCCGAUUACGCACAAGGACAAGUACGACGCCAUCGGCAUCAAGCCGCCCAAAGGUUGCCUCAUGUACGGCCCUCCCGGAACCGGCAAGACCCUCAUGGCACGUGCGUGCGCUGCCCAGUGCAACGCCACCUUCCUCAAGCUCGCAGGCCCCCAGCUCGUGCAGAUGUUCAUUGGCGACGGAGCCAAGCUGGUGCGCGAUGCGUUUGCGCUGGCCAAGGAGAAGUCCCCCGCCAUCAUCUUCAUUGACGAGCUCGACGCCAUCGGAACAAAGCGUUACGACAGCGAGAAGGCGGGCGACCGCGAGGUGCAGCGGACGAUGCUUGAGCUGCUCAACCAACUUGACGGCUUCUCCUCCAGCGACGACAUCAAGGUGAUUGCUGCGACGAACCGCGUGGACAUUCUGGACCCUGCGCUGCUCCGCUCCGGGCGCCUCGACCGCAAGAUUGAGUUUCCCCAUCCGGACGAGGACGCCCGUGCUCGCAUCAUGCAGAUCCACUCCAGGCAGAUGAACGUCAGCCCCGACGUGAACUACCAGGAGCUUGCGCGCUGCACAGACGACUUCAACGGCGCCCAGUGCAAGGCCGUCUGCGUCGAGGCGGGCAUGAUUGCGCUGCGUCGCGAGGCGUCGCUCAUCUCGCACGAAGACUUUAUGGAGGCCAUUGUGGAGGUUGCUGCCAAGAAGAAAAAGGAUCUCCAGUACUACGCAUGAGCACGCUGCUGCUCGCACCCGCACGCGUGUGUAUUGCGGCAUUUGGCGUGCCUGCAGGCACUCGGUUGCGUGUCGCUGCUGGCGCUGUUGUUGGACCCGGCAGUGACGUGAUGCACCUUCGCAGUGCCCAAAGCUGCUGCUGUUGUGCACGUGCAAGUGUGCCUUUGUUCGUUUGCUUGUGUUUGCUGUAAUGAGCGUGUGCUGUUGUCUUUCUCUCUUCUUUGUUGAGCGUCGGUCGAGUGUUUCCUUGGUUUGUUUUGUGUUGUUGACCCAGUGAACAAGCAGCCGGCAGGGCCAACAGCGAAUGUCCCAGCCAACGGGAGCUGUAUUGCGACAAAGACACAAAUCAACCAGAACACAACAGAACACAGCAAACUGCACACUCCACAACAUCAAAACACCACCCUCCAAUAUUUCGCAC